Dreissena polymorpha is the source of this 875-nucleotide messenger RNA. RefSeq lists its product as uncharacterized. Gene Ontology annotation, molecular function: protein binding. The record is from RefSeq and is a predicted model, not a curated record. NCBI's taxonomy places the organism in Eukaryota, Metazoa, Mollusca, Bivalvia, Myida, Dreissenidae. Bases 36 to 848 code for a protein of 270 amino acids. The transcript is spliced from 3 exons.
AUAACGAACCAUUUGGGAACACCACUGCCUCAACAAUGAACAUACUUGGCAUCGUAAUAUUGCUAUUGUGUCCUCAGAGACCUUUUGCGGUAGUUGAUCUCUAUUCGCGUUUGGCUCUUUUAGAAGUCACAGUGUCUUCGCUUUUGAAAACAGAUGCAGAACAGACAGAGACUAUCAGGCUUCAAGAGGUGAAGAUGAAAGAACAGUCAGAAGAAAUAAAGGAACUGAAACAGAUUAUUCAAGACAUUCAGACAAGAGAACGCUUAACGCCAAUGAAACCCAUGAAACCAAAACUCGAUUUAUUGCCUCUACAACAUCAAAUUCUCAACAACCAAUCUGGUGAUCAGAAAUCAGCAAGGGCAAUGUUAAAAAAGAAAAUUGUUAGAUCUGACAGGACAAUUAAUGCAACUAUGGCCAACUAUGUUCCACGAACGGCGCGCCGAGGUAUCAUCGCAAGUCCAGUUGCCUUUACUGCAGUAAAAGUUAUCAGUCAAGAUAAUAUCGGAGUAAACCAAAACAUCCAGUUCGAAAAUGUUGUUCUCAACGACGGAGGUGGCUUUCACGCGAACCACGGGAUCUUCAUUGCACCAGUAGGCGGAUACUACUUGUUCACGACCUCGUUUUUGCAUCCGCCUGGACCGAUCGACAUUCGAGUUGGUUUGAUGCACAAUGGCCGACUGAUGGCAAAGGUUUCAGGUUAUGUUACGUGGGAUCAUAGUUCAAUGACCCUUGUGCUGAAGAUUGCUGCGGGAGAUGAGGUUUGGUUGGAAAAUAAAGACGUCGGAUCCCAAAGCAUUUACGGCGGCUAUUACUCCUCCUUUUCUGGUGUGCUACUUCAUCAACUGUAAUCUUACAAAAUACACUGUUUGCAUGUC